Letharia columbiana is the source of this 831-nucleotide messenger RNA. RefSeq lists its product as uncharacterized. The record is from RefSeq and is a predicted model, not a curated record. Lineage: Eukaryota; Fungi; Ascomycota; Lecanoromycetes; Lecanorales; Parmeliaceae. The coding region runs from base 1 to 831 and encodes 276 amino acids. The transcript has 3 exons.
AUGUGCUGUCGGAAGUUCUUUCUCCUGUUGCUCGCGACCAUCUUCGCCUUGAUAUGUCCUCCUAUUAACGGAGCGAGUCUUGAAAAGAGGCCAUACGACAUGCUCGACAAUCCUGGCGCUGUUCGUCCUGGCGCUGCUUCUCCGCCGGACCUGAACAGCACUUCAGUAAUGUCUAAUGAGACGACAGCUGCGGCUCCAGCGGCAGCUGCUACUCCAGAAACAGCAGCUACAUCAGCAAACUCAGCCUUACUUGCGACACCCGCGACAUUUACAGGGCAAUCACAAAUUACAGCGGCACCUCCACCUCCUUCAGGAUCAGCGGGCUGUGUGCCAUGGGCGACAUGCAAUUUGUUUUAUCCAUACGUCAACGUGUAUUACUGGCCCGAAGACCCCCAAAAUACCGCUUGUCUUUCAAAAGGUCCACAGAUCACGACCUCUUCUCCUGAUGUAACAAACAUUCAAUCUCCAAGCGUAUAUGUCAAUUUCCCCUCGAUCCGCGCUCAUGAUGGGUGCAGCCAAAUUGGCGCAACAUUCACCAACUUGAUUACUUCUUUCGCUUCUGGUGCGUUGUCAACUAUUGGAGGCGAUUCCAAAACAUACAGCUUCAACUUCGGCGAUCUUCCCUGUCCACCGGCCAUUAUAGGAUGGAAUUCUUCGCAAGGUCCAUACGCGCCCUUACUUGCCCCUCCCGAUUUCCUUUUCCACUUAGACCCAGCGUUCUCGAAGUGUAUUCAUGGUGCUUCUCAGGGGAUUGAUCCUUACACGGCUUUGGUAACUACCAAUGCAGCCUCGGGUCCUGGAAAAGCCGGCUGUCGUAGACCCUGUAAUUGA